Molecule: messenger RNA, 8409 nt
Organism: Maylandia zebra (zebra mbuna)
Lineage: Eukaryota; Metazoa; Chordata; Actinopteri; Cichliformes; Cichlidae
Gene: rapgefl1
Product: Rap guanine nucleotide exchange factor (GEF)-like 1
Biological process (GO): Ras protein signal transduction
Cellular component (GO): plasma membrane
Molecular function (GO): guanyl-nucleotide exchange factor activity
Source: RefSeq, a predicted model, not a curated record
GGAGAGAGGGAGGAGGGAGAGGAAGAGGGGAGGAGAGGGACAGAGAGAUGGAGGGAGCGAUGGACGGAGCAGAGAGGAAGCAGGCGGUGCUGACGGUGGCGUUUCGAUACCUGGACACCUACAGAGAGCUGCUGCAGGAGGAGGGCGAGCGCAGCAACAGCUUCCCCAAGGAGCUGUACAUGUGUGCCGUACAGGAGUUGGCCCAGUAUCCUGAGCUGGUGGAGGACGUCCUGAAACUGCAGCGAUGGACCGAGAUCUUACACUGCCCCUCUGACGAGGAGAAGGAGAGCAGGAAGAAGCAGGUGCGCCCUCUGUUCAGACACUUCAGACGCAUCGACGCCUGCCUGCAGCCCAGAGAGGCCUUCAGAGGCUCCGACGAAAUCUUCUGCAGGGUGUACACUCCGGAUCAUUCCUACGUCACCAUCAGGAGCCGUCUGUCCUGCCGGGUUGGAGAGAUUCUGGCUCUGGUCAAAGAGAAGCUCCAGUACAGCGAAGACCAGCCAGUCCUGCCGGGAAAACUCAUACUGGUGGCCGUGACGUCAGCCGGAGAGAAAGCCGUGUUUCGUCCCAGCGACGAGGCCGUCUUCACCACGCUGGGAGUCAACACUCACCUGUUCGCCUGCGAACCCUCCGAACUCGACUCGCUGCUUCCUCUUCCUGAGGAGAUCCACUGGACGCCGGGCGACAGUAAACUCCACGACAUGUCGGCAGAGGAGGUGGCCAAUCAGCUGGUGGUGUUCGACUGGGAGCUCUUCAGCUGCGUGCACGAGGUGGAGUUUGUGUGUUACGUGUUUCACGGAGAGCAGUCGUGCUGGCGCCCCCUGAACCUGGAGCUGGUACUGCAGCGGUGCAGCGAGGUGCAGCACUGGGUCGCCACGGAGAUCCUGCAGUGUCAGUCGCUGCCGAAGAGGAUCCAGCUGCUCCGCAAGUUCAUCAAGAUCGCAGCGCUCUGUAAGCAGCAGCAGGACCUGCUGUCCUUCCUCGCCGUGGUUCUGGGUCUGGACAACCCGGCCGUCAGCAGGCUGAGGCUCACCUGGGAGGGUCUGCCGGGGAAGUUCAGGAAGCAGUUUCAGCAGUUUGAAAGCAUCGCGGACCCGUCCAGGAACCACAAGUCCUACAGAGACCUGAUCACCAGCCUGAGGCCUCCGCUGAUCCCCUUCACUCCUCUGCUGCUCAAAGACUUGACGUUUCUUCACGAGAGCUGCAAAACGUUUCACGGUGAACUCGUCAACUUUGAGAAGAUGCACAAAGUGGCCGAGAUGGUGAGGAACAUCAGACGAUACAGGAGCAGCCAGCUAGCCAUAGAUACGGAGAUGUCUCCCUCCCACCUGCAGACCAAGGCCUACGUGCGGCAGCUGCAGGUGAUCGACAACCAGAACCUGCUGUUCGACAUGUCUUGCAAGCUGGAGCCCAAAGACACAUAGAGGGAGGAAGGUGGAGGAGGAGGAGGAGCUGAGGACGUCAGAGGGAGAGGAAGACAGGACGCCAAGCCUGGACGCUUCAGUCCUCCUCCUCCUCCUCAAACAACACUACAGAGGACUCGAGCUGCGGUCCAGACUUCACGUUUACACCCUCAGAGGAGUUCUGCUGGGACCCUUCCAGGGACCGGCAGUCCUUGCUCUGCACUCAGAGGCCAUUUACCCCUAAAAAGUGGGAAUUCUCAUUCACAGGAACGUUCAGGAAGCUUUCAGGACUGAAAGGAUUUGGAAAAGGAUUAAAAGUAAAAAUAAAGAAAAAGCAGAUCUCGCGAGACGAGUAUCCGUGAGCCCAGACCAUCCAGAACCUGAAGCCUAAACCCAACAACUGUCCUGCAUCAGCACGACACUUUGAAGCUGGAGCUGCAGUCAGAGUCAUUUCAAAGCCCAAACACCGAAAUUCAAACCUCAGUUUAUCUGUUUAGUGGACGUCCGAGCACCGCGGCACGAAACCCCCGAGUGCUCAUCGAGCCAAACAUUUAAAUGUGAAAUCAAAUCAGAUUAACCUGUAAAUCAGAAAGUGCUGAAACCAUACGUGGAGAGAGAAACUCCAAACACGAGUCGGGACUGAAUGCUCUCCGACUCCAGGCUCCGCCUCCUGCUUUUCCUCCUGUGGCACUCGACCACUCAGAUUGCAGACAAUCUGACGGCUGACCUUCAGCCGCUGUGAGCGCCUAAGACGGCGAGAGUAAAGACGUUCCAGGUCUCAGAGCGCCUCGACCACGUGAAAUGAGCAGAAGUGUGGAGCUGACAAUGGCGGCGUUUCUUUAACAGCCAUCUUGGAUUCUUCAGCUCUGAGAUCCACGAGCGUCCACAGGCUGAGGAGCAGCUGCAGGUGUGGACCCGGUGAAACCGGAGCAGCUCUCCUGCAGGUGGAACUGGUCCAGUUUUCAAACUCCCGGAUACGAGUUUGGAUCUCGUGCAUUUCAUCGAGUUUUCUGUCAAAGUCAGCCACUUUCUCUCACAUCAGAGCUUUCCAGAACAUUCCUGAACACACCGGACUCUGAUGAUGCAUUCACUGACCAUGUCAGACACACCACGGACACUGUGUGAGGUCAUCGCGGUGCGUUCGAGGACGUGUAGAUGCUGGUUUUCUACCGUACGACUCCGGAGAGCACCUCGGUGUUUCUGUUUCAGGACUUUGAUGAAGGUCAGCGCCCGUCAGCUUUUAAAGGACCACGCCCGUGUUUUUAAACCUCUCGGCUGUCGCUCAGCUGAACGUGGGAAUGGGGUCUGUUUCAGGUUCAGUUCUGUUCACUCUGAGGCUCUUAUACUGAAAGGGUUUCUAGCGGCUACAGUCUGAUCUGAGAGCAGAUGAAAUGAACCAGUAAAACCAGUGUGUUUUGAGCAGUGCAGACAGGUCAAAGACCAAAUCUGUAAUCAGGCUGAGGUGCAGACAAAGUAGAGACAUGAGGAAAACCUGAGGAAUAAAAGAAGCAGGAAAUAAAACAGAAGUGACUGCGACACUUAAAGAUGAGCGGCUCUUACAAAGGUCGUGUUCCAGUGACGCUCGAGGAGCAACCAGUGUUUGUCCUCAUGCUGCUUUAUGACCGACGUCUUUUCGUGUCAUUAAUUCAGAUUUUCAGUCGUUCUGAUGUAAAAAGGAGGUUUGAGCCUGUUCGUGACGCUUAACUGCGAAACUUCAGUGAAGUGUGAAGUUACACACAUUUCCAGAUAAGCUUGUCUGAUCUGAUCAAACUAACAAUCCUCUGAUUCUCUGAACAAAAGUGAUUCACACCGAUCGAUGGAAGGUUUUAGGGUUAGAAUACUUCAAGCAUGAUAACAUAUUGAAUAAGUCAUCUCGCAUUAAUCGAGCGGUCUUGGCGGCUCUGGCGCAACGUCGCGCUUCAUGGUGGUUUCUCAGUGUGUGGCGGCGUUUUGUCCGGUUAAACUGAGGAUAGGUCCCACCGGUGACCGGAGCGCUCUUACGACGAUUAACAGUGUGCGUCACAAACCUGCGUCCACACCAGGUUCACUCACUAGCCGCAGGUUUUACUUAUCUUUGGGCGAGCUGCUUCUGGCCCUCGGGCCGUAUGUUUGACACCGCGCUGUAAAACCUGAAGUUGGUACGAUGCUCGGAGUUUAUCAGGUUCUUUCUCUCUACCCAGAAUGCACCUCUCCUCUGAGGGUCGGGAAUCCGUCAAGCUGAAGGAAAACACGGGUGUGGUCCUUUAAGAACGCUGCUGGUCGUUGGCUGAUUGGACUGAUGAUCACGUGACAGCCGAUCGGCUGCGCUCAUGCCGAAGUCACGGACACAGAGAAGUGGGCGGAAACACUUCUUCGCUCAACGCUUGGAUCUAACUGCUGUCACACCGACCAACCAAUCGGCUUUAAGGAAGGACCCCUGACCGCCCUCACAGAGCUGCCCUCCCUUCGGUUGACUCGGCGCAUCGGGGUGGUCGGGGUCCACGGCAAUAAGAGUAGUGGCGGGAAGCGAAGCCGGUCGGUCAGCGCAUGGCGUCAACGAAGCACUUUGGCGAACCUCAGGGCUCAGAGACACACAGAGGUUUUGUUUACUCCUUUUCUUGCUUUCAGUAGAGUUCAGUUCAGCUGUGUUGCAAUUGGUUGGUUCUGUGUUUGUACAGCUGAUCACACUUCAGUCAUAUUUACUCCAACAAUAAUAAUAAUAAUAAUAAUAAUGAUAAUAAUAGAAUCUACAGAGCUGUUGUUUUUAUGCUGUGAGCACCGCCAGGCCUGAGCGCAGACGUCAAAGAGCCGCUCACCUGACGGCAAAGAAGAAGAAAGUCAGUCUGAAGUCCUUCUGCUCGACUUUUAAUGGCCUGCGGGUCAGGUGGUACAGAAGGUUAGACCCUGGACAGGUGUGCCGGAGAGCUGACGUCGCUCAGCUGGUUCGGCUACUCCAUCGUAUACCGCCCGCCGCUCUUUGCCCACAGAGUGAAUGUCCUACGUGUCCUCUGUGGGCCUCCGUAGGCGCGCUGCCCGAAGCACACCUUGCCGACCGUCGAGACAAAAGGACAAAAGGCUGACGCCUUCUUCUUUCUUCAGUUCACGUCGAGUUUUUAAAAAAUCUGAUUCCCAGGAAAAGACUUCCAGACGUCCGUGCUUGCUUCUCUCGGCCGAAUCCUCGAUUGUGAGGACAGUCUCAGUGAUCUGAGGCGUGUCUCAUUUUGCCUCUGUCUCCUUUUUCUGAUCCGGACACUUUUUGGUACUUUCCCUUAUCGCCUGGACCCUUUCAGGGGAACGUAACAAAAUCAUCAAGUUCACAGCAUCCUUCAGUCUGAACAGAAGGUUUUUGGAGAUGGAAGACGUUCGGGAGCUGGAAGUCUUUUCCUGCUGCGUCAUCACGUUUUUCUUUGACUCGGUCUGAUGAGCCCGAUCUCUUUGUUGGACUGAAGCUUCGCUGCGUCAGGGCGGCUCAGCUGAAAACGUGUAAAUGGUUUGAAAACGUUCUCUGUGCUCAGCUCUGGUGGUCAGUGAGACUUCUUCAUUCUCCAUCUGUACCAUAACAUCCUGUUUAUGAAAGCGAGGCCGGUCCCGUCCAGAAACGAGUCCUCAGCACAGCCCAGAGCUGCUCGUACCUCUGUGAGUCCCCUUCACUUAAACCGGGCUUUUGGGAAGAACCUGGUGGUUUAAGCACUGAGUAAUGCCUCAUUUUCACUCGUCAAAUUGAGGCUUUUAGUCCCAGCUUGACCGUGCAGGUUACUUGAUUCUGGACCGGACGAGAGCUUCAAAACGUCUUCAGCUCAACAAGACCUUUUAUCCGAUAUGGAGCUCCGAGGAAUGCAAGUUUGAAUUUUCAGGAACACGUUUGUGUUUCCCAAAAAAUGAGACAGAAAUCCAGAUUGAAGACUGCAAAAAGUUAAUUUGAGGUUUAAGUCAAACUCUGAAUUUCACUAUUUGAGAGAUAAAAAUUUUACAAGGAGUCCAAAUGUCCAACAGCAAACCCAAGAAAGCAAGUCUGACUAAAGCUUCAGUGCUUUUUCAUGGCUUCAGUAAAGGCAUAAACGACAGGAGUUGAGGUGGUCUGCAAAGUGGCUUGCAGAUUUGCAGAAACUACUGGUCACUGUAGGAGAACAGGCGGUGUGCUGGGAUAGCUAUCUGAGCCUGAACGUUAUAUUCAGUCGUUCUCACUCGUCAGAAAUCAGAGCCACACAAAGUUCGCAGGUUUGUUUCAGUUCCCCAGAAAACAAGUUUUAAAUUCAAAUACUCAAAUUAGAAAUUCAAGUAGAACCUAAACGCUGCCGUUUGAGUCUCAACUUCCAAGAAAAUGAGUUUUAAACUGAAGAAAUUUGAAGUUCAAUGGAUGAUGACUCAGAAUUCGCAAGUGUGCUCUCUCUGUCUCGAAUCCCAACAACAACACGUUCAACGUUUGAACUAUAAAAUGUUCCCAAAAAUCGGAGGUCCAGAGCAGCUCCCUGUGAUUUGCAUUGUUCCCUCCAGAGUUGAAGAACUCUUUAUUUGAUAUUAAAGGUCUUGUCGAGGCGGCGACGUUAGCGGCGGUUUUGGCGGGUACAAAGUGUGAAACCCAGCGAAGAUUACUAUUAGAUCAUCACUAGUCUGCCGGUGGCUCUCUCAGGACCACUUCCUGGGUGUCAGGCGCUCUAUCGUGGAUCCCACCGUCGUCCCCGGCAGAAACGGAUGUCCUGAGUCUCGACUCUACCCUGAUUUAAGCAAACCUCAUCUCGCACAUUUCCGAUCUCACAACCUCCUGCGGCAAACCUUCCUGUUUCACUGACCAAUCACGGUUUCUGCCUGCACUUCGCUGGGAUCCAUGAUUCUGGAAGGCGGGCGGCCUCUUGGGUCGAGGCCGUCUGCGCUGUCGCCUGAACAAAAACACUGAAAAAAUUAAAGUGUACAUAUUGCAUCCGUGUAAAUAGGAAAAUACUAACGGAGACUAUAUUUUAUGUAUGAGCGGAGAGAGAGCAGCACUAACUCAAGGAGAAACUUUAAUUUGGUGUUUUCUAUUUGUAAAAGUGAGAUAAAGUGUAAAGUGAUGACAGAAAGAAAUGAUUCUGACUUUAUGAAUUGUACAGUUAACGCCUCAGUUUGACCGUUCUGUUGUUUUCUAUCUAAAGCUUUGGGUUCUUUUUGUUUCUUCUUUUUUUGUACAUAAGUGGUUGUUUACAUCGAUAACGAGUCCUUAUUUCUGUGACGUCAGACAGACGAUGUCAGUGGAGCAGAGGUCUGAUGGGGGCGGGGCUCGGAGGGAUGGCAUCGUAACACAAAACACUCAAAGAUUUUCAUGUAUGGUUAAACAGCACUUUAAUAAUAAUAUAAAAAUAAUAAAAUAUGACAUUUGCAGUUUUACAGGAAAAAAUGUAAUCGUUAGAUUUUAUUUUAGAUUUCCAGAAAUAAGAGAACAACAAUAAAAAGAAUUUGAUUUCAAGAAUGAAGUUUUUCUGUUAUAACUGUCUCUGAUCGUUUUAAAAAGUCAAUGUCACAUGAAGUUUGUAUAAUAAGAAACAUUAUUAAUAUUAUAAAUAUUAAUUUGUGGAACUUCUGAGAAUAGGUUGAAAGUGUUUAAGAUUUUCUCAGGGUUCAAUAUCAUGAGAUAAAUAAAUGAACUUUAUCACAUUACAUGAAAAAAGUCAUUUUAAAAAAGUUUUAUUACACAAAGUAAUUUUAAGCUGAAAAUUAGCUUUCAUUUUUUGUGAGUUUUAUAAUUAUUAUAACUAAUAAUUAUGCAAUGUAAUGAUUUAAAACGUCACGUUCUAAUACAGUGGUCCCUCGCUGUAACGCAGUUCACCCGUCGCUGCUUUGUUUCUCUUCUUCUUUUACAGCACCUUCUGUGUCCUGAUUGGCUGUAGACCACUGCCAAUCACUCUCCUCCGUGCCGUGUCUCCUGUACAGGGUUCAGCUUGUCACAUUUACAUAGAUCUUCAGUCCCAGCAGUGUGACUCUGCGGUGCUGUACUGUAUGUUUGUUUUCUCCCCAACAAACACAAAGGCUCCUGCGCGAGCACCCAGAAGGCAGCGAAGACGCUAACCAUCGCACAAAAAGUUGGACUUCUGGACAGGCUAAAGGACGGUGGAAGUUACCGUAUUUUUCUGAUUAUAAGGCGCAUUAAGCGAAACAAAACAGUCAGAAAAGUCAAACUUUACUCAACUCGUUCUUGCUUCCUCCACUUCCGUACUAUUGAUUCAUUAAUGCUGAUUCUGUGGCAGCUGCUCUGUUCCUGUUUUCUGGACCUGAAAAGAGGCUUUGAAAACAUUCUGUAAUGCUGGACUUAUUUUUCUACAAAGGUUUGAACUUUCAGAGUGUUUAAACAAGAGAAAAGUGUGAAAAGUUGGCUACUUAGAACGUAACUCCUGCGAUAAAUGAGGGACGACUGUAUUACAAAACUGUGACUGUUCUUGAAAUAAUUUGUGUAUAAUUGUACAAAGAGAAGCGUCAGACUGGACGGACGUUUCACAGCGAAAUUCCAGUUUUAUUUGUAAUUUUUAAAUUCAUUGUAUUACAUUAUCAUGGAACAGGAGUCGUUCAAGAGCAAGUUUCAAAUUUUUAAAAUAUAUCAAGUAAAAAGCUGAACCAUUAAAAAAAUUACAACCCACAGCUUCCACACUGUUGUGAAAAUAUGUUUUUAAUUGUAUAUCAUUGAAUUAAGCUCAUAAUUAUUAAUGUUACGGUUCAGGUUGUUCUCGUUACUGUUUCCUAUAAUUACAACAUUACACAUACGAACUCACUCUCUCUCUUCUUGGUUGAACCUUUUGUCAUAUUUGUUCCAUAAAAUGAAAACACUCAGAUUAUUUGUAUUACUGCACUUUAUCUCGAGAUGUUUAAUUGUUACACAUCAAAUGUUAAAGCAGAGAGAAGACGAGCGUAGAGAGGCUGUGGAUAAUUCUGCUGAUUGGAGAGCUAUUGAUUAGGCAGCUCUGAGGGGAGGGUUGAAAGUAAAGCCAACCAGCGAGAGGCCCCGCCUCCCGCAGACCUGCUGUCACACUACAGACACUGAAAUAAAACCUCUGGACAACAA